Triticum dicoccoides is the source of this 668-nucleotide messenger RNA. RefSeq lists its product as uncharacterized. The record is from RefSeq and is a predicted model, not a curated record. Bases 19 to 549 code for a protein of 176 amino acids. NCBI's taxonomy places the organism in Eukaryota, Viridiplantae, Streptophyta, Magnoliopsida, Poales, Poaceae. The transcript has 4 exons.
GGGAGGUACCUCACAGUAAUGGCGGGCGCGGCGGAGGAUGCCCAUGGUUUGGAGUUCCUAUUGGAGCUAGUUGACCGGUUCCCAUUCAGGGAAGAGUUCACCGACAGCUUGGAGCAGCCAAAUCCGGACACUCUAGGGUUCCUCCGACCGUCCAUGGCCACUGGGCUGCAUCGCCGCCGAUGCCGUUGCCACCGCCCCGUCGCCGUCGACCCCGACACCACCGCUGCUCUCUACAUCUCAGUCUCGCCGGGGCUCCUCUCUGCCUUGGUCCCCUCUACUGGACAGCUGCUCGGCGGUGUGGUCUUUCUCCUAUACUGGUUGGCGGUAUCUCGUUCUCCGGCACUAACAAGUAACAAGUCCAUGGCCCCAUGGUUCUGCACGAGAUCUCUAGUCCGGCAUCCUCCACCAGACACCACGGGUUCAAUACUUUUUCUGGUUUCAACAACAAAAAGACCACUGCUCACUGCUCUGAACAAGAACCACACAAGCGGAUCAUCUAACAUAACCUGUUUGAGGGAAGGUAGUACCAACAAAGAGCAGACCAAAUGAUUUCUUCAGGAAAGAGGAAAAGCCCAUUAACUUCAGAAUUCAUUUGUCAAGUCUGUGAACUGGCAGGUAUAUAUGUUCAGGCUUCAGUUUGUAUAGUCACUAUGCUCUACCAACAGUAG